This is a messenger RNA of Rotaria sp. Silwood1, 738 nucleotides long. NCBI's taxonomy places the organism in Eukaryota, Metazoa, Rotifera, Eurotatoria, Philodinida, Philodinidae. The record is from the annotation of a GenBank genome assembly.
AUGAUCGUAGAAAUAUUAAAAUUUGUUUCAAAAGUCGUAAUAACAUUUAUUCUAACAAAUAUUCAAGAUGUUGUUAUAUUAAUGAACUUUUUUCUUGAAUCAUCUGAAAUUGAUAGUAUAUUGAAAACUCGACAUGUUGUACUUGGUCAAUAUUUAGGUUUUAGUACUUUAUUAACAUUAAGUUUAAUUGGUUAUACUAUUUCAUAUAUAUUACCAGUUAAAUUAUUUGGUUUUCUUGGAUUUUUAAUUAUAUUUUUUGGUUUAAAUGGUUUAUAUAAAUUAAUUAAAGAUUUAUUUAAAAAAAGAAAAGAAAAAAAAGAAAAAUUACAAUCAAAUUUAGAAAAUGAACAAAUCGAAUUUAUUCAAUUCGAAUCAGAAAUUAUUAAAUCGAAUGAAAAACAAACUUGUAUAACUCAUAUUAAACAAAUACUGAAAGUAAGUCUUGUAACAAUUGCAAAUGGAAAUGAUAAUAUUGCUAUUUAUGUACCUAUAUUUGUUAAAUCAAAAUCAUGGGAAAUCGUUGUUUAUGCUACAGGCUUUUUAUUCAUGGUUAGUGUUUUAUGUCUUGUGUGUUAUUGUUUUAUACAUUUUCCUCCAAUAUAUAAAUUGGCACAAAAAUAUGCUCAUUUUAUCAGUCCAUUCGUAUUUAUUGCACUUGGAAUUUAUAUUUUAAUUGAUUCAAAAUGUUUUCCAUGGUUAAUCAAAAUCAUUAAAACAGGACAAUGGACGACAUCUUAA